GCCAUAGCCGCCGGCGCCUUCACACUUCAAUCUGCACUGGGCUCUAAACCCUUGACGUGCUCUGGAAAUCGAUUUUUCAAGACUGAUCCUUUUGACGGAAAAUUCACAAUCAGCUCCAGAUCCAUACAGAUCGACCGGAGCCAUGGUUUUGAUGUAUUUAGCAUCGAUUUGGUUGUCUCUGACAGCGACCUUAAUAUUGGCGUUCAUCAUCAGAAUUGCAUCCAUCGUGCUCUAUAACCGGAGAAACCGGAGGAAUUCCGUCGGAUUCUUUCAUCCGUACACGAACGACGGCGGCGGAGGUGAGCGGGUGCUGUGGUGCGCCGUCAAAGCAGUUCAGGAAGCGUUUCCAGAUCUUGAAUGUGCUGUCUAUACAGGGGAUCAUGAAGCGACGCCUACGUCGCUCAACACUAGGGCAAUCGAUCGUUUUGGUGUUCGACUUAUUCACCCUCCGAAGGUAGUGCAUCUGCAUAAGAGGAAAUGGGUUGAAGAAAGUACGUAUCCUCGAUUCACGAUGAUUGGCCAGAGUCUAGGUUCAGUGUACCUUUCAUGGGAGGCUUUGUGCUUAUUUACGCCGGCAUAUUUUUUUGACACCAGUGGAUAUGCAUUCACGUAUCCUGUUGCUCGUAUGUGUGGAUGUAAAGUUAUUUGUUACACUCAUUAUCCGACAAUUAGUUUGGACAUGCUAUCACGGGUGCAAGCGCGAAGCUCUCUGUAUAACAAUGAUGCUUUGAUUGCAAAAAGCAUCUUCUUCUCGCAUUGUAAAGUUAUCUAUUACAAGAUUUUCAGCUGGAUGUACGGAAUUGUAGGCUCUUGUGCGCAUCUUGCAAUGGUCAAUUCUUCAUGGACUCAAGCACAUAUCGAGAAGCUUUGGGGAAUCCCUUCUCGUAUUAAGAGGGUCUACCCUCCCUGUGAUACUUCUGGUCUCCAGAAGCUACCCUUGGAAAGAUCGGUGGAGCCAAUGAAGAUAAUUUCUGUGGCUCAAUUUCGUCCCGAGAAGGCUCACCUGCUUCAACUUGAGGCAUUUGCGGUUGCUAUUGAGAAUCUAGAUUCACAUCUCCCCCGGCCUAAACUCCAGUUUGUCGGUAGUUGCAGGAAUGAAGCAGACGAGAAGCGAUUGCUUGUUUUAAAAAGCCGUACGAAUGAGCUAAAUUUGGGCUGUCACGUUGAGUUUUACAAAAAUGUGCCCUACAGUAAGCUGGUGAUUCUCUUGGGUGAUGCAACGAUGGGAAUUCAUUCCAUGACAGACGAGCAUUUUGGUAUCAGUGUGGUGGAAUUCAUGGCUGCCGGUGCUAUACCAAUCGCUCACAAUUCAGCUGGCCCCAAAAUGGACAUAGUUUUACCCGAAGAUGGAAAGCCAACGGGGUUUCUCGCCCAAACUGUCCAAGAAUACGCCGAUGCCAUUCUUUCGGUUAUCAGAAUGUCAGAUUCGGACCGGCUUGAAAUGGCUGCAGCUGCAAGAAAACGAGCUUUACAGUUUUCAGGACAAAGAUUCGAUCAAGAUUUCAAGGCUGCAAUCGAACCACUCAUGUCGGGUUCUUCUCAAUCUCAAUGACAAGAAAACUCGGUAAUUCUAAACUCCAUUUUGUUAACAAAUUUACCCUAUAGUCGAGUUAGAACAUACUUCUCUGACCAUAAUUUAGGAUCAAUCCCUUUUAUACGACGUAGUUUUGGGCUUUGAUGAAUCUUGAUAACUCGAAAUGCAUGGCCUGUUUCUUUAUUGCAUGUAGGAUACAAACAUAGUCUAUUUUCAGAAUGACGGUUAGAAUACUGAUUAGGGUUAAUCAACGAUAAUAACAUAACGUAAAUUCUGAUAGCAUGCGGCAAUAGUUCAUACAGUACAUAAACGACACGAUUGAUCUCAUUACAUACUCUAUGUUAAUAUAGCACAAAUAUGUUGUAUGAACGACAAUAUUAUUACCAUAUGGUAAUUAACCCUAAUUAGCAUUGUAAUUGGCCUUUUAUUUUCAAAUAUUGUGUUA
This is a messenger RNA of Andrographis paniculata, 1979 nucleotides long. RefSeq names its product GDP-Man:Man(3)GlcNAc(2)-PP-Dol alpha-1,2-mannosyltransferase. Gene Ontology annotation, cellular component: endoplasmic reticulum membrane. The record is from RefSeq and is a predicted model, not a curated record. The coding region runs from base 143 to 1552 and encodes 469 amino acids. Gene Ontology annotation, biological process: protein N-linked glycosylation. Lineage: Eukaryota; Viridiplantae; Streptophyta; Magnoliopsida; Lamiales; Acanthaceae. Gene Ontology annotation, molecular function: GDP-Man:Man(3)GlcNAc(2)-PP-Dol alpha-1,2-mannosyltransferase activity. The transcript has 7 exons.